Molecule: messenger RNA, 3291 nt
Organism: Oncorhynchus masou masou (cherry salmon)
Lineage: Eukaryota; Metazoa; Chordata; Actinopteri; Salmoniformes; Salmonidae
Gene: pgr
Product: progesterone receptor
Exons: 9
Coding region: 152-2314 (720 amino acids)
Biological process (GO): regulation of transcription by RNA polymerase II; nuclear receptor-mediated steroid hormone signaling pathway
Cellular component (GO): nucleus; chromatin
Molecular function (GO): estrogen response element binding; zinc ion binding; nuclear receptor activity
Source: RefSeq, a predicted model, not a curated record
CACUAAAGGCACAGCCUGUCACAACGCAGAAAAGCAUUUUGGGAAGUUCUUUCUUUGCACCAGGAGACACCACCCACUCUAGUCUCCUCGCCGACUGACAGGGACUCUGACUGACUGUCGUCGUCGUGAUUUCUGUAGCUUUGACAACAGAAUGGAAAAUGAACACACAACAGACAGGAUGGACACAGCGAACACAUUGAGCCCAGACGUCACAGACUCCAGUAAAAUAGUAAGUUAUUUGAUCGAGAAGUAUAAAGAUGUAGGAUUUUCUCAGCCUCGGAAAUUGUCUAAGGAGCCACAGUCUCAAGUCUGCACGUCCCCCGUAGUGCGUAGUUUUGGAAACGUUGGCACUUUGUGCGCUGCGCCUCCUGGCUCAAGUAACAACAGUGCCAUGUUCAAAGACUGUACUGUCAGAGAUAACGCCUCACUUAUCAAUAAAUCUUUUUAUGACCGCUCUGACCCUGUGCGCUGGACAGAGGUGCGUGGUAUAGAGGGAGUGAAGGAUUCCACGUUACCGCAGCCGAUCCCAACAGUAACUCAUGAAAGUUUGCAGAGAGCGGCUACGAACAUGAUAUCGACGCCCAGUUCAACCACAGCCACCGGGGGUUGUAGGAUCAUCAAAGAUGAGAAGGAGCCGUCACUAAUCAUGGAAACACCGUGUCCUGAUUUUGACCUAACGGCCAGCAUCCCUACCCUCGAGACCUGUUAUGACAGCGAGAGGAAACAACAACAGUUAGGUUUUCUGGAUGAUUCGGCAGCGUCUUUCCCCACCUCCGCGCCUGGACAACAAGUACUAUUGGACUGUUCACCGAACUUUCUAGUCGACUUGAAUCAGAACGACCAGAUGUCGACGGUUCCCCAGGUCCGUGCAGACUCACGUGGUAUUCCCUUUCCUACUCAUCCCGGUAAGGGCAUGCUGAGUUUUGAUGUAAUGAGCAGUAACGGACAGGGUCCACAGCAGCAUUUGAUGAUUUAUAAGAGUGAAAUGCCCAGAUGGUCCAUUCAGACCUCUCCUACUCAUUCCUCGUUUUGGUGCCAGUCCAGCGGGGUCUCCGAGGACCAGUACCCACACCAUGGCUACUCCUCCCCGGAUGGAAUUCACACCUCAGCCCUGCUCCAGAGGUCCCCAACCUAUACAGGAUAUGGCGGUGUUCCACCCCAGAGAAUAUGUAUGAUCUGUGGAGAUGAGGCCUCAGGGUGUCACUAUGGGGUCCUCACAUGUGGAAGCUGCAAAGUGUUCUUUAAACGAGCGGUCGAAGGACAUCAUAAUUAUCUCUGUGCCGGUCGAAAUGACUGCAUCGUGGAUAAGAUACGGAGGAAGAAUUGCCCUGCGUGUCGCCUGAGGAAGUGCUACCAAGCUGGGAUGAUGCUCGGAGGGCGGAAGCUGAAGCGUUUUGGGGCCCUGAAGGCAGGUCCAGCCUUGAUGUUCCAGGGGGCCUUAUCAGCCCUGGGAGAUGGUCUGGCCCCAGCCUUGAUGUUCCAGGGGCCCUUGUCAGCCCUGGGGGAUGGUCAGACCCUGGCCUCUCUACCCUGCAUGCCUGGCCUCAACGAGCUGCAGCUCUCCCCUCAGAUCAUCAGCAUUCUGGAGAGCAUUGAGCCUGAGGUGGUGUACUCUGGCUAUGACAACUCCCAGCCUGACAUGCCACACCUCCUCCUCAACAGUCUCAACAGACUGUGCGAUAGACAGCUGUUGUGGAUCGUCCGGUGGUCCAAGUCCCUGCCAGGGUUCCGUAGCCUCCACAUCAACGACCAGAUGACACUCAUCCAAUACUCCUGGAUGAACCUAAUGGUGUUCUCUCUGGGCUGGAGAUCUUUCCAGAAUGUCACCAGUGAAUAUUUAUACUUCGCUCCUGAUCUUAUCCUUAGCCAGGAUCGUAUGAGGAGAUCUCCCAUAUAUGAUCUGUGUCUGGCCAUGCAGUUCAUUCCUCAGGAGUUUACCAGCCUCCAAGUAACCAAAGAGGAGUUCCUCUGUAUGAAAGCCAUCAUGAUUCUCAACACUGUUCCAUUGGAGGGUUUAAAGAGCCAGGCCCAGUUUGAGGAGAUGAGACAGAACUACAUUCGGGAGCUGACCAAGGCUAUCCAUCUGAAGGAGAGAGGCAUGGUGGCCUCCUCUCAACGCUUCUAUCAUCUCACCAAGCUCAUGGAUGCCAUGCAUGAGAUUGUGAAGAAAGUGAACCUGUACUGUCUUAGUACCUACAUCCAGGCUGACGCCAUGAAGGUUGAGUUCCCUGAAAUGAUGUCAGAGGUCAUCUCCUCCCAGCUCCCCAAGGUCCUGGCCGGCAUGGUCAAGACCCUCCUCUUCCACGCCAAGUGACCAAUCACAGGAGACAACCAAACCUGCACCGCGCAAAGCACCAUGGAAGAAAUUAAAUACCCAAAGAGCAAGAGUUGAAUAAAUAUUUUAUAAACGUCAUCAUAUAUCAAAUCAAAUAUCGGCCAAAAUGUUAUGUUGAUUUGAAAAUAGGUCUUUGUCCGUUGGGUGUAUCAUAUCUUUGAAACUAAGAAAAUGUAAGUUAAACGUGAAGGUUUUGGGGAGGUGAUAUUUGGACCAAGUUUAACAUGAAGGUUUUGGGGAGGUGAUAUUUGGACCAAGUUAAACAUGAAGGUUUUGGGGAGGUGAUAUUUGGACCAAGUUAAACAUGAAGGUUUUGGGGAGGUGAUAUUUGGACCAAGUUAAACAUGAAGGUUUUGGGGAGGUGAUAUUUGGACCAAGUUAAACAUGAAGGUUUUGGGGAGGUGAUAUUUGGCCCAAGUUAAACAUGAAGGUUUUGGGGAGGUGAUAUUUGGACCAAGUUAAACAUGAAGGUUUUGGGGAGGUGAUAUUUGGACCAAGUUAAAUGUGAAGGUUUUGAGGAGGUGAUAUUUGGACCAAGUUAAAUGUGAAGGUUUUGGGGAGGUGAUAUUUGGACCAAGUUAAAUGUGAAGGUUUUGGGGAGGUGAUAUUUGGACCAAGUUAAACGUGAAGGUUUUGGGGAGGUGAUAUUUGGACCAAGUUAAACAUGAAGGUUUUGGGGAGGUGAUAUUUGGACCAAGUUAAAUGUGAAGGUUUUGGGGAGGUGAUAUUUGGACCAAGUUAAACAUGAAGGUUUUGGGGAGGUGAUAUUUGGACCAAGUUAAACAUGAAGGUUUUGAGGAGGUGAUAUUUGGACCAAGUUAAACAUGAAGGUUUUGGGGAGGUGAUAUUUGGACCAAGUUAAACAUGAAGGUUUUGGGGAGGUGAUAUUUGGACCAAGUUAAACGUGAAGGUUUUGGGGAGGUGAUAUUUGGACCAAGUUAAACAUGAAGGUUUUG